UUUCUUAUAUAAAUAAUUUGAAUAUAUAUUCCAGCAUUUACAAAAAGUACUCGAGUAAAUAGUCAAGAUUAUGAAGUUAAAUUGGUAGACACAGCAGGUCAAGAUGAAUAUAGUAUAUUUCCAACACAGUAUUCUAUGGACAUUCAUGGUUAUGUCUUAGUAUAUAGCAUAACCAGUGCUAAGAGUUUUGAAGUUGUACAAAUUAUUUAUGACAAGUUAUUGGAUAUAACAGGAAAAGUCCAUGUUCCAAUUGUAUUAGUAGGAAAUAAAACAGAUUUAUAUGUUGACCGAAUGAUAACAACAGAACAAGGCAAACGAUUGGCAGAUUCUUGGCAUGCAGCUUUCUUAGAAACAAGUGCAAAACAAAACGAGUCUGUUGCAGAUAUUUUUCAUACACUAUUAAUUGAAAUUGAAAAAGCAGAUGGAAAUGUACAAGAAAAAUCAAAUUGCAUUAUUUCUUGAACUAUAUUGCUAAAAGCAUACAUUAUAAUAUAAUGUAAAUGUAUAAAACCAAAUAACAAAAUUGGCAUUGUAUUAAUAUACGUCCAAAAACAAAUUAAGUGUAAAAAUAUCAAAAAUAUAAAAUAGAAUAUGUAAAACAAUUGUCUCUUUUUGUCAUAUAAAUCAAAA
Molecule: messenger RNA, 630 nt
Organism: Apis florea (little honeybee)
Lineage: Eukaryota; Metazoa; Arthropoda; Insecta; Hymenoptera; Apidae
Gene: Rheb
Product: Ras homolog enriched in brain
Biological process (GO): signal transduction
Cellular component (GO): membrane
Molecular function (GO): GTPase activity; GTP binding
Source: RefSeq, a predicted model, not a curated record